Molecule: messenger RNA, 171 nt
Organism: Funneliformis geosporum
Lineage: Eukaryota; Fungi; Glomeromycota; Glomeromycetes; Glomerales; Glomeraceae
Source: the annotation of a GenBank genome assembly
AUGCCAAUUACGGAAGAAAAAACAAGUAAGAAAAAACAGGAUGCAAAGCGAAUUAAGAAUAAUGAAAAGGAAUUAGAAAAGUUAAUUUCAGAAACACAGAAGAUAUUAGACCAAGCCAAAAGUAAAAAAGUAAUCCAUGCAAAUAAAGCCGCUCAUAAAAAAAGCCAAUGA